Cotesia glomerata is the source of this 1495-nucleotide messenger RNA. RefSeq lists its product as uncharacterized. The record is from RefSeq and is a predicted model, not a curated record. Lineage: Eukaryota; Metazoa; Arthropoda; Insecta; Hymenoptera; Braconidae. The transcript has 4 exons. The coding region runs from base 531 to 1376 and encodes 281 amino acids.
AAAAUUUAUGCAUAGACAUGAAUUUAUUUAUUUUAAGACUCGCAAUAAUAUUAUUUGCAAUACAUUUUUUUUGAAAAACGCUUGAGCAUAAAUCCAACAAAUUAGCGAAUAAAGAAAAAUUUGUAUUCAUUGUCCGAAGUAUGUUUUCUCCAGAAAUUUGAUAAAAUAUAUUUAAAGAAACAAAGGAUGCGGAAAUACGGUAACAAGUAAAAAAAUUCUACCUGGUUUUAUUAAUUAGAAGUAUAAAUAGUUAGCAAAUUGAAAAUAAUUUACAGUCACUGAAAAUAGAUAUUGAUGAAUAAACUUUUGUUACCACGGUAAGAAUUUAAGUUUUUUAAGAAUUUAACUACUUUAGUUGAUACGAAUUGGGUAAAAAAUGGUAAUAUAUUGAUAUAAGUUAGAAUUGAUAGGAUAUAAUUAGAAAAAAAAAAAAAAAAAAACAUAUUGUUGUUUUUUACAGGCAUUCAGUUUUAAUUUUUUUAACUUUUUUUUAAGUAAAUUAUUUUUCAAGAACUGAUUCAAAGUACACGAUGUCGCUUCUAUUUUUUACGAUACUAAAACUAUGUGUUUUAAUAACUUUUGCAUACGACAUUGAUUAUAUGCACCCCAAAGUCGAUCCAGUUGAUGUAAAAACAUAUGAGAAAAAUUUCGGCUGGGCUGUUGGCAUUUUUAAACACGUUAAACAUAAUAAAUUAUUCAUUUGUCAAGGUGCACUCAUUAAUCCAACAGUUGUUUUAGCUCCAGGUUUAUGCAUUACAAAAGGUACAAGAUUAUCACAUCUGAAAGUGCAUAGCUACGAUCCGAUAAUCAGUCAGCCCAAAAGAAAUCUUAAUUUACCGAUUUCACAUGUUGAACGUAAUGUUGUUAAAAUUUUUUACCACUGGAAAUCAACUCAUGAUGAUCGUACUACAGUAUCCAAGCGUAAUCUUAUAAUGAUGGUUCUUGACAUCGCUAUAAUUUAUUAUCCAGCGAUCGGAAUUUUACAACCGUCGAUGGAGAAAAGUGUAAAUUACGAUGGAUGUCUUCUUGUGAGUCUCUUUGAUCAUAUUCGAAGUCCGGUUAUAUUAGAAAAGCGAAAUGCAACGUACAUGGAAGUAUCAAAGUGUCAAUCAAAAUCAAUUAUUACGCCUAUAAAUGAAGCAAGAUUUUCAGAAACACCUGAGACAACUCUCUGUGCUGCUUUCAAUGAAAUAAUUGCUAAACCAUUACCAAUCGGUAGCACUUUAAUAUGUCGAUACAAUGAAGAUCCGGCUACUUUAUUUUUAGCUGCAAUGCUUUUGAAACACAACCAACAUUGGUCCAAACAUCUUAAAAUAGAAGGCACAGCGUCUUGGAUAAAUAAGACUCUGAAUGAAUAUAAAAAAAAUACUAAUUAAAUGAUUUACUAAAUAAUGAUCUGAAAAAUUAAAUGGUAUUUUUUUUUACAUCUGAAUAUCAUAUUAUUGUAGUUUAUAUUAAUAAUGAUAAUAAAAAUAUUUACCUUUUAAUUAUAAAA